Echinops telfairi (small Madagascar hedgehog) is the source of this 2589-nucleotide messenger RNA. RefSeq names its product protein phosphatase 1 regulatory subunit 15A (gene PPP1R15A). Gene Ontology annotation, cellular component: endoplasmic reticulum; protein phosphatase type 1 complex. Gene Ontology annotation, molecular function: protein phosphatase regulator activity. NCBI's taxonomy places the organism in Eukaryota, Metazoa, Chordata, Mammalia, Afrosoricida, Tenrecidae. Bases 225 to 2552 code for a protein of 775 amino acids. The transcript has 3 exons. Gene Ontology annotation, biological process: response to endoplasmic reticulum stress. The record is from RefSeq and is a predicted model, not a curated record.
GCCGGCUCCAGUUGUAGAUGACCCGUCCUUCGCCCGGAAGACGUCGCGUCCGCCUGUUGCCAUAGCACUUCGGACCCGCCGAGAUCCCUGAAAGCCCCUGUCCCUGAGGGCGAGAUGUGUGCUCCGGUUGCCAGAACUGUCCCGCCCGCCUGGAACUGCGAUCCCUUCUGGCCGUCGGAACCCACACUUCUGUCCCCGGGGUGACGCGCAACCCGAGCCGGCAGAUGGCUCCAAAGCAAGGGCCCCCUCUGGGUGCCUCCUUCUUCCUGUCCCCACUGGUGGGCAUCCUCAACCGGGCGUGGAGCCGCCUUCGGGGCCCUGGACCGCCAGAGCCCUGGGGCAUGGAAGUUGCCUCACGAAAAGCUGCCUUGGAUGUGGAAACUGAGCUUUCUCUGGCCUUGGGCAAUGCCACUUGGAGUGGGCACCCUUACGGGGAGGCUGAAGACAAGGGAUUGGCUGAGGACAACAAUGGAGCAGCAGACCUCAAAGCCCCCACUUCUCUCGUUGAAGCCUCAGAGGUUGACCGUGAAGGGUGUGCUGAGAAAGAAGCACCGAGGGUGGUCAGAGAGCAAGGAAGUGGACUUGUAGGGAGUCAGCCUGCCCCCCUGCCCUCCGGCCUUCCGACAAGAACCCCGCCUGACCCUCUUGGGGAAGAGCAGUCUGAGGAAGAAGACAGGGACACCGCUGUCCAUCCGGAAAUGGCCAAGACCUUCGCUUGUCCUGUAGUCGCCUGCAUGUACGGCCCCAGGCCGAAGGAAGAAGAGGCAGAGAAGGGAAAACUUGUAAAGGAAGCCUGGCCCCAAACCACUACUUGCCUCUUCUCCCCAGGCCCCGUGCCAGGGGCUGCGCUGUGGACCGAGGAGGCCACAGAGGGGCAUAAAGACGAAGAGGAUGGAGCCGCAGAGGAUAGAGAAGCCAGGAAGGCCGCCAUGGCCUCCUGGUGGCCAGUUUCGCACCCUAGGACUGGGGAGUAUCCUUCAGGAAAGUCUAAGGAGGAGGCAGCUGAGAAAGAUGGGGACCCAGAGCUUCUCUGCUACAGCCAGGCCUGGAGGUCCCUGCUCAGUCUGUCCCUGGAGGCCGCCCCGACAAGGAACACAGAGACAGAGGAGGGAGCCGGUGGCGAAGGUGGUGCUUCAGGAACAACUGCAGAGAAGUGGGGAGCAGGGAGGCCUUUCUUCAUCCCAUCCACACGGACCUUCCUGAGGGCCCUGGUGUUCUGGCCAGGAAAGGCCUCAGAGAAGGCAGGACACGAAGAAGGUGCUUGCAGGGCAGCUCAGGAAGGAGGGGAAGCUGCGGCGGGUCCAACCUCCAGCCCAUCCGUAAGUCCGUCCUCGAAGGUCCAGGUGAUUUGGCCAGGAGAAGAGGAAGAAGACAGCGAAGACCACAGCUCAGGAGAAGCUGAAGGUCCCUCCUCCCUCCAAGCCACGGGUGCCUUCCUGAAGGACUGGGUGUACUGGCCAGGAGAGGAGGAGGAGGAAGAAGAUGAGGAAGACCGUGAUUCCGAGGCAGCUGAGGAGGAGGGAGAAGCUGAGUGGGUUUAUAAACCAGGAGAGGACUCUGAGGAAGAGGAGGAGGAGGGAGAAGCUGAGUGGAUUUAUAAACCAGGAGAGGACUCUGAGGAAGAGGAGGAGGAGGGAGAAGCUGAGUGGAUUUAUAAACCAGGAGAGGACUCUGAGGAAGAGGAGGAGGAGGGAGAAGCUGAGUGGAUUUAUAAACCAGGAGAGGACUCUGAGGAAGAGGAGGAGGAAGACAGGGCUUCCAGGGCACCUGAGGAAGAGGGAGAAGCUGAGGGCUUGACCUCCGUCCCAUCCACAAGCACCUUCCUGAAGAACUGGGUGUACCGACCAGGGGAGGACUCUGAAGAGGAGGAAGACGGUGACUCAGGGGCAGUGGAGGAGGAUGGAGAAGCUGAGGGCUUGUCCUGCCUCUCAUCCACAAGCACCUUCCUGAAGAACUGGGUGUACCGGCCAGGGGAAGACUUGGAGGAGGGAGAGGAGGAGAACAGUGAUUCAGAAGCGGCUCUGGGGGACUCCACUGGGAGGCCCCACCCUCCUCUCCAAGUGGCCAUCUAUUUACCUGGGGAGAAGCCCCUCCCUCCCUGGGCCCCACCCCUGCUGCCCCAUAGGCUGCAAAGGAGGCUGGAGUCCUUACAAGCCCCAACCCCUGGGGAUCCAGAUCCUGAGACGCCCCAACAGGCCAGAAAAGUGCGCUUCGCGGACAAGGUCAUCGUCCACCGCCUGAUUGUCUGGGCCGGGCCAGCCCAGGCUGUCCGUCGGGGUCCCUGGGAGGAGAUGGCCCGGGACCGAAGCCGCUUCGCCCGCCGCAUCGCCCGCACCCAGAAGGAGCUGGACCCCUGCUUCACCCCUGCCGCCCGGGCCAAGGCCUGGGAACGCCUCCGGGACCCACCUCUCUCGCUGGCCGCUUCCCCAGCCCCUGGGACCCAGACCCUCGCCCGCCCUUCCGAAGCCCCACACCUGGCCCCGCCCCUGAGCCCCACGGAGGCCACGCCCUCCCCCUCCCACUGUCUGGCCCUCCAGGAGAGGCGGGGCUGAGGCCACGUGUUUGUGUGUGUGUUAUUUAAGUGUUUGC